Messenger RNA from Pimephales promelas (fathead minnow), 5196 nucleotides. RefSeq names its product protein tyrosine phosphatase non-receptor type 21 (gene ptpn21). Lineage: Eukaryota; Metazoa; Chordata; Actinopteri; Cypriniformes; Leuciscidae. Gene Ontology annotation, biological process: protein dephosphorylation. The record is from RefSeq and is a predicted model, not a curated record. Gene Ontology annotation, molecular function: protein tyrosine phosphatase activity. Gene Ontology annotation, cellular component: cytoskeleton; cytoplasm.
GUCCCCCUUUCCUUUGGUAUUCCUAGCGGAUGUGACGCAGCAGCAGGAGUGUGACCCGAGGAACCUCAAACAUGCGUCAAUCCCGAAAAAAUAAACCACCAAAUAUCGGAUUAUUAUUUUAAACCGUAAUUCAUACUCCAAUUAUGCUAUAAAUUAAGGAUAUAAUAAAUCAGAUAAUCCAGCAGGGACUCAUGUGUUUGUCUUGUGGAGCCCUGUAUAAUCCAGCACCUCUCCAUGGAUUAAGCACGGAGGAAAGCUGAAUCAAAUCAUUCUGCUCGAGGAAGGUUGCGGCAGCGGUUCAACAUGCCCCUUCCGUUCGGAUUAAAACUCAAGAGAACCAGAAGAUACACGGUGUCCAGCAAAAGCUGCCUGGUGACUCGCAUACAGCUGCUCAACGGUGAAUAUGUGGAGUUCACGCUUUCGGUGGAGAGCACGGGCCAGGAAUGUCUCGAGGCAGUUGCGCAGAGACUCGAGUUACGCGAGAUAACGUACUUCAGCCUCUGGUACUACAACAAACAAAACCAGCAGAGAUGGAUUGAUUUGGAGAAGCCGCUGAAGAAACAGCUCGACAAGUACGGGCUGGAGCCCACCGUUUACUUUGGGGUGGUUUUCUACGUGUCGACUGUCACCCAGUUACAACAAGAGAUAACCAGAUAUCAGUAUUAUCUCCAGCUGAAGAAAGACGUUCUGGAGGGGAAGAUCCCAUGCUCCAUUGAGCAAGCCAUCCAUUUGGCAAGCUUGGCUGUGCAAGCUGACCUAGGAGACUUCAACCGAUAUGACUCCCAGGACUUCCUUCAGAAAAUUGUGCUGUUUCCAAUGCCAUGGAUACAGGACGAGAGGGUUGUGGAGGAGGCUACUCAAAAAGUCGCCAUGCUCUAUCAAAACUAUCGAGGUCUUUCUGCACCAGAGGCGGAGUUACUCUACAUGCAGGAGGUGGAGAAGAUGGAGGGGUACGGGGAGGAGAGCGUCCAAGCCAAGGACACUCAGAGCACAGAUGUGAUUAUCGGCUCUUGUCAGGACGGCAUUUUUGUCAAGCACAAAAAUGGGAAAGCACCUCUCAUGUUUCGGUGGAAUGACAUUAAUAAUAUGACUCAUAAUAAGUCCUUCUUUGCCCUGGAGCUCGCCAACAAAGAAGACACAAUCCAGUUCCAGACCGAAGACAUGGAGACGUCCAAAUACGUGUGCAGAAUGUGGUUGGCGCGACACAAGUUUUACAAAGUUAACAACAGCAGUUUAGAGCUGUCUGAUGGCCCGAACUCUGAGGGCUCCCAGAGGUCUCUUCUCUCUCUUUCAUUUCCUCGCUUUCCAACCCUCUCGCGUCCCUCUGUGCCUGCUGACAAGGGACAAACUCAGCCCGCUCCUGUAAACCCAGUGAGGCGACGGUCCUCUACGAGAAUGUCUCUGCCAAAACCGCAACCCUACAUGAUGGCACCUCAGAUGCACUUUAACGGCCAUUACACCGAACCAUACACGUCUUCGCAAGAUAAUCUUUACAUCAACAACCAGAAUGGUUUUUACUACCAUUCCCAAACCAGUCUGGACCACUCUCCGCACGAGUACAACGGAAGGAUCCGUAACGGCAGCGUUUACAGCGCCCAAAGCACCAGCUCCCUCAACAACCCGCAGCAUUACCUACAACCCUCGCCCAUGUCCUCCAACCCGAGCAUCACGGGCAGUGACCUCAUGCGACCAGACUACGUGCCUUCCCACCGCCACAGCGCCCUAAUCCCACCGUCCUACCGCGCCACGCCCGAUUACGAGACCGUCAUGAGGCAGAAGAACCACGGUAUGAUCCCGCCCUCCGAGCGCCAGAGCCACUCCAUGAGGAACCUCAACAUCGGAAACUCGUACGCCUACAGCCGACCGGAUCCGCUCGUUUACAGCCAACCGGAGAUCCGCGAGCACGGAGCGGGCCAGUAUCCGUUCCACCUCAACUACAGCUUCCACAGUCCCUCUCCGUACCCCUAUCCCACCGAGAGACGGCCCGUGGUGGGCGCCGUCAGCGUCCCCGAACUCACUAACGUCCAGCUCCAGCAGGCACAAGAGUACCCGGCGGCCAACAUCAUCCGGAAUCAGGUUUACUGGCCGCCUCCACCGUAUCCAUACCCCCAUCCUCGACCCGCCAACAGCACCCCGGAUCUGUCCCGUCACCUGUACGUCAGCAGCAGUAACCCGGAUCUCAUCACUCGCCGCGUGCAUCACUCAGUGCAGACCUUCCAGGAGGACAGUCUUCCCGUGGCUCACUCGCUGCAGGAGGUGAGCGAGCCGCUCGUCACGCCGCGCCGUCCUCACAUGCACAAGCGCAACUCCAUCGAGAUCGCCGGGCUGGCGUACGGGCUGGAGAACAUGAGGCUCAAGGAGAGGAAGGUUUCCGCAUCAGCGGCCGAGACUCCGCCCCCGGUUGCCCAGGCGAUGACCCCUACGGCAUCUGGCUCCGACAUCAACGUCGUCCUGGAGGUCCCGAAGCCUGAGGACGUGGUCAUCAAGGAGGACGUGUUCUACGGCCACAAAAAAUCCCUGUCCGACGCCACGAUGUUGGUGCACAGCAGCGGCGAGGAAGAAGAGUUUGAAGACGACAGCGGGCGUCACACACCCCAGUCUCAGGACGCUGUGGGCGGUCCUGAGCGUCACAUGACACCGCUGGAGCGGCCCCUCGGAGAGCCGCCCGCUUAUCCGUUCAGCCACGGUAUGGACGCGGUCCCGACGGGCUCUCUCGCGUACCAGGCCCAUCCGAUCAUCCGCAAACCGGAGGAUGUGGGGCAGCUUCCCCCUCUCCGAGAGCCCGGACACAUGAUGCCCUCGGUUUCAGAGGGGGAUCUGAGCGGACAGGGGCGCUUGAGACAGAAGAGAGACCUCUUUAAGAGACCCGUCUCUGACGUCCCACCUGCCAGAAGGAACAUCGAUGGCCUUCCGCCUGCAGGCAUGAAGAAACGCUCGGAGGUCAAGAAGGUGGGACCCCUGAAGCUGGCGGCUCUGAACGGCCUGACUCUGUCCAGAAUGCCACUGCCCGACGAAGGGAAGGACGACCCGGAGAACGCGUCUAAUGAUGAGAGGUGUAAGAUACUGGAGCAGCGAGUGGAGCAGGGGAUGGUGUUCACCGAGUACGAGCAGGUGCACAAGAAGCGGCCCAACUGUGAGUGCACCAUCGCUCAGAUGCCCGAGAACAGCGACAGGAACCGCUUCCAGGAUGUGCUGCCCUACGACGACACGCGUGUGGAGCUGGUGCCCACCAAAGAGAACAACACGGGCUACAUCAACGCCUCACACAUCAGGGUCACGGUCAGAGGUAAAGAGUGGAGUUAUAUCGCAUCUCAGGGUCCGCUUUCCAGCACCUGCCAAGACUUCUGGCAAAUGGUUUGGGAACAAGGAGUUGCCAUCAUCGGCAUGGUCACAGCAGAGGAGGAAGGAGGUCGUGAGAAGAGUUUCCGCUAUUGGCCUCGUCUGGGUUCUCGCCACAACACCGUCACUUACGGACGAUUUAAGAUCACCACACGCUUCCGUACGGACUCGGGGUGCUACGCCACAACGGGCCUGAAGAUCAAACACCUCCUCACCGGACAGGAGCGCACCGUCUGGCACCUGCAGUACACCGACUGGCCCGAUCACGGCUGCCCAGAGGACUUUAAAGGCUUUCUUUCGUACUUGGAGGAGAUCCAGUCCGUGAGGCGACACACAAACAGCUCCAGCGACCCAAAGAACACAAACCUGCCGGUUCUGGUGCACUGCAGUGCCGGGGUGGGACGCACUGGUGUGGUCAUUCUGUCUGAGAUCAUGAUAGCUUGUCUGGAACAUAAUGAGAUGCUGGACGUCCCGACUGUUCUGACUCUGCUGCGACAGCAACGCAUGAUGAUGGUGCAGACGCUCUCACAGUACACCUUCAUCUACAAAGUGCUCAUUCAGUUCCUGAGAAACUCCAGACUGAUCUGAGACCAGCGCUGGCUCGUGUCCCAUGAGCCCUCUCACGACCUCUCAGUCCGCCGGAGCCGCGAGCGAAUCGCAUCGGACCGGCGCCGGCGCGGCUUGGCUUCCUCACAGUAUUAGUGACGGGGCAAGUAUGAAGGACACUGCGCCGCGCUCUCUUUACCCAGUAUUAUUAUUCACAGAUGUCCCUGUGGGCUUGUACACGUGAUCGCGGACGUCAGUCCCAGCACUUUUAUUUGGCUGUACAUAUAGACGCAGCUCUGUUAUUUAAUAUGAUGCGCUGAACUGCAGUGGUUCUUUUAUACCGGGUUCCUCGUGGAUUUUACUAGUUUCCGCAUGAAGGUUUAGCACGCCAAAACGACAAAGACGUGUGUGGAUUUCACUUCAGUAGAAAUGACCGGGUGAAUCUCACGAAAAGCCCCCAAAAAAUAUUAAUAUGAUGGACAGUGUGUUGAAUUUUCAUGAAAAAAAACAAAACAAAAACAAACCCUUGCUUUUCUAUAUGCUAAAUAAAACGGCUCGUUUCUUUUCAUGAGAUUCACCUUGUUGCAUCAUGGGAUAGAUGUUACAGGAGUCCAGUGUUAAAGCUGUUUCUCGAGAUUGAACGCGGCCAAAGACGGGAGGGUUUAUUUUCUGUCCGCAGACGCAACCUAUAAAUGAUUUGCUAUAUGUAUUACAAUUGUAUAUGAAAACUCUCAAAUGUAUUCUACGUAUCAUAAUCAGAAAGACUUUCUCUUUGCAUUUGGGAUAUUUUUGUAUUCGCUCUUUCAGCCACCAGCAUCCAAUAACCCGAAGCACCAAAGAGCGUCACAGAUUAGUGUUAACGGUUUGUGACCUCACUAACUUACACACACCAGCUAUGAUGGUUUACCAAAGAAUUUUCAGUUCAUUUACUUGUCAUCUUAAAGUCUUAAAACACUGUGAAUCCAAGCACAAUGUGCCAUAUCAAAUCAUUUAAUUCACAUUGCAAUCAGGUCUUAUAAUCUUUAAUUAUUAUUAAAGCAACGCUGAUUCAUGCUACUUUCCACCGUAAUGGUGCUGUUACAUACAUUCAAACUAGAUAGUCCAUAGAUUCAUUAUGACAGUCAUUUACAUGUCAGAGAAAAUAUCCAGGUCAUAUUUCACUUCACAAAAAAAAAAAAAAAUGCAAUUUAAAUAAGUGCAAUUGAAAGUAUUUGUUGUGCUGAAUUUAAUUUAUUGUGUCCUGAUGAAUUACUGAAUUCCAGUAACGAGUAAAAUGUGUAAUUAUGAAAGUAUUAGAGAAAGGGUUAAUUG